AUGACUGGAUGGUUUAAAUUUGUCCUCAUAAAUUAUGUCCUAAAACAUUGUGCAUUAGCCACAGACAUUGAUGGGUCUGGUCAAACUGAGCAAACAUUGAAAGUUCUUCAAGGCACCGCGGAAGAUUUAAAAGACAGUGCUUUAAUUCAAAAACAACGAUAUGAAUACUUAGAACUAAAGUUAUUAGAGAACAGAGAGGAACUCAAGCAGUUGAAGAUUCAAUAUGAUAGAAAUAUUCACGAACUGGAGGCUCGCGUGCGUGAACUAGAGGUCGCUGCAAUGAACCGAGACCGUCAGGUUAUCACAUUGAAACAAGAGAAAGAGGAAGACAGGGAAUACAUCCACAAGGUAGAAGAGCGCCUUGCAAAAUUGGAGAAAAAAUUUAAAAAUGCUUGUCAAUUACGGAAUUGUUCCACAAAUUUGGUCAGUGAAAAUACACCAUCGCCGAAGAAUGAUAGAGGAAAAAGAAUUCAAAGUAAGGACUAUUUCUUAUAGGGUUUGCUACUGACUGUCUACAGGAAUUUGUAACUGACUGUCUACAGGAAUUUGUGGGUUGUUAAAGUCCAUUAAAGGCGAAGCAAAGUCAAUUCUUCUAUGGACUUUAACUAUCUGACAAAUGUUUGCAGAUAAUCAGUAUCAAACUUCAUAGGCGUAGCUUGGGUUUGAAUAUUACCGAGGCAGGGGGUCUGGGAGGCGCA
Ostrea edulis (European flat oyster) is the source of this 698-nucleotide messenger RNA. RefSeq lists its product as uncharacterized. The record is from RefSeq and is a predicted model, not a curated record. The transcript has a single exon. NCBI's taxonomy places the organism in Eukaryota, Metazoa, Mollusca, Bivalvia, Ostreida, Ostreidae. The coding region runs from base 1 to 495 and encodes 164 amino acids.